UACGAUCCGGGGUUACAUUCUGGGCUUCUUUCGGCUGCGCAGCCCUGGGCCGCUCUUGGCAAGACGCUCUAUCCAUCGGCUACAACCCUGGCCCACCUUAUGGUUUUUGCUGCAAGGCACGACCGUUUGCUCUCAGGCACGAAUAGAGUUGCCGGCUUGGACUGUCCACCAGGCCAAGUUCGCGGCCGGAAGCCCGGGGCCGUCGCUCCGGUUAUUUUCUUGUCCCGAGUCGCCCCCGGCUCGGUUCGAGAUAGCGGCGGCAAUUCUUUAUGGAAAUCUCCACAAUGCGGAGGAGGACCAGAAGGUGAUCAUGACGGUGAGGUCAGAAGGGGACAUGGAUGGAGCCUACCCUCCGAGCCGAAGGCAAAGUGACAGUAGCACCAACCAUUGACAGCAACCACCAGGGAAAUGCAUACUUAACCGACGCGAUCCUUCUCCUCGGUUUCCUUCCCCUCUCCUUUCUCGUCACGGUUCCUCACUACUCCAGUGUCAUCACCAACCGCCACCAUGUCCUCCCUCGCCACUCUUCUCACGGCCGGCCUCACCCUCAGCGGGUUGGCUGUUGCCCAAAAGCCCGGUCCCACCAAGGAGGUGCACCCCAAGAUCACCACCUACCGCUGCAGCAAGAAGCACGGCUGCAAGCCCCAGACCAACUACAUCGUCCUCGAUUCGCUUGCUCACCCCGUCUACCAGGCUGCUGCUCCUCAGUAUGGCUGCGGUGACUGGGGCCAGAAGCCCAACGCCACCGCCUGCCCUACUAAGGAGGCCUGCGCGAAAAACUGCAUCAUGGACGGUGUCUCCGACUACUCGGCCUACGGUGUCACGACCAAUGAGACGGCCCUGACUCUCGAGCACAUUCUCCCCAACGGAAAGUUUGUCAGCCCAAGAGUCUACCUUUUGGACAAGAGCAAGCAGAAGUAUGAGAUGCUCAAGCUCACCGGCAACGAGUUCACCUUCGACGUCGACGCCACCCGCCUUCCUUGCGGCAUGAACUCCGCUCUGUAUCUGAGCGAGAUGCCCGCCGAUGGCAACAAGAGCAAGCUCAACAAGGGCGGUGCUUACUACGGCACUGGUUACUGCGACGCUCAGUGCUUUACCACCCCCUUCAUUGGUGGUGAGGGCAACAUCGAAGGCAAGGGCUCCUGCUGCAACGAGAUGGACAUUUGGGAGGCCAACUCCCGCGCCACCCACGUCGCGCCCCACACGUGCAACAAGCCCGGCCUCUACCUCUGCGAAGGCGAGGAGUGCGGCGGCACCAAGGCCGGUGUCUGCGACAAGCCCGGCUGCGGGUGGAACCCCUACCGCGUCAACGUGACCGACUACUACGGCAACUCGGACGAGUUCAAGGUCGACACCCGCCGCCCUUUCACCGUCAUCACCCAGUUCCCCGCCGACAAGAACGGCAAGCUCACCUCCAUCAAGAGGUUCUAUCAGCAAGAUGGCAAGACCAUUGAGACCUACUCGGUUGACGUCGAUGGUCUCCCCAAGGUCGACGGUUUGAACGACGAGUUCUGCGCCGCUACUGGUGCCGAGAGGUUCCUCGAGCUGGGCGCCCACAAGGGCAUGGGCGAGGCGAUGACGAGGGGUAUGGUUCUUGCUAUGAGCAUCUGGUGGGACGAGGGCGGUUUCAUGAACUGGCUCGACAGCGGCGAGGCUGGGCCGUGCGCACCUACUGAUGGUGACCCGAAGAAUAUUGUCAAGGUUGAGCCCUUCCCCGUUGUCACUUAUAACAACAUGAGGUGGGGUGAGAUUGGCUCUACAUUCAAGGAUGAGAAGGAAGGCAAGGGCAAGGGCAAGGGCAAGCACAGACGCUCGAUUCAGUAGGCGAUGUCCAGUGUCGAGGGAGGAGAGAUAGAUAGGAAGACAAAAGCAUAGCCCACGGAGGGUCGAGUACAUAAUGUAGUACCAUGUUCAAAUAUGCAUUCUUUAUGGAUUAUUAGACCAUCAACACAUCGCUGUUGAGAUAUUUGCCAUUUGGAUAUGGCUGUGCAUUGUA
Molecule: messenger RNA, 1996 nt
Organism: Podospora bellae-mahoneyi
Lineage: Eukaryota; Fungi; Ascomycota; Sordariomycetes; Sordariales; Podosporaceae
Gene: EG1
Product: Endoglucanase EG-1
Exons: 2
Coding region: 508-1824 (438 amino acids)
Biological process (GO): carbohydrate metabolic process
Molecular function (GO): hydrolase activity, hydrolyzing O-glycosyl compounds
Source: RefSeq, a predicted model, not a curated record